This is a messenger RNA of Daphnia magna, 5125 nucleotides long. RefSeq names its product probable serine/threonine-protein kinase dyrk2 (gene Doa). Lineage: Eukaryota; Metazoa; Arthropoda; Branchiopoda; Diplostraca; Daphniidae. Gene Ontology annotation, cellular component: nucleus. The record is from RefSeq and is a predicted model, not a curated record. Gene Ontology annotation, molecular function: ATP binding; protein kinase activity. Gene Ontology annotation, biological process: protein phosphorylation. The transcript is spliced from 9 exons. Bases 791 to 4117 code for a protein of 1108 amino acids.
AAUGAGUAAGAGUUUUUGGGAAGCUUGAAACAGCCCAGAGAUUGAGAAAAAUAAAGAAAAACAUUUGGGAAAAUGGGAGGGAUAAGAGGAGAGGGAAGGGGGAGGGGAGAGACUUGCUGUAUUCCGCUGCGGAGUUGGUUUGCGUAUACAAAAACAUACGUACACCCCUCUCCCGCGGAUUGCGAGACUCACUCGGCCGUCCUCUGGCCAGUAGCGUCCUGCUAACCGUCCCAGACACACACACACAUAAGCAAGACGCCAGUGCUGCAAGAGUUGUGUCGACAUACUUGAAACGAGAAGAAGAAGAAGAAGAAAAUUCUAGGCUGAAAUUUUGGUGUGCGGGCACGUCGGAAGUGUUGGGCUUCUCUUUGCGAGUGGUGCGCACAGGCAAAAGAGGCCACUUUCAAGUGUCUGGCUUUAUUCCUCAUCCGGAAUAGCCGGAAGAAGAGAAGGAAUUUCCCUAUUUUUUUAUUUUUUGAAGGAUGUUUUGGUUUGGUAUCGAAAAAUUCGGCCCCAUCUGCUACGGGAUUCUUUGCAUUGUUGGCUGUUUAGUGAAGGAGGAGUUUUAGUGGCGGUUCCAAUGAGGAGAGUGUCCCAGUUUCCGGAGUGAGAGGGGAGGGGGUGGGGGAGGCACAGAAAAAAGAAGAAAGAAAAAAAAAGUUUGGGAAUCCAAAUUUGAACUGUUUUUAAACAAACAAAGAAAAAAGAAAAAAAGGGGAAAACGGAAGAUUGCAAACACUCCACCUGGAAACCCUUUCCUAUCACUGAAGUGAAAGAUCACGUCUGGAACAUGUCCGCCUCCCGGCGGCGUCAUUCGGAACAAUUGCCGCUGCAGCGACCACUGCCGGAUGAAGUGGAACCUAGCGCCAUCCGUCAUGGAGAACAGGCGAACCAUCGCAUCCAUCGGUCCCACCUUCAGCAGCAGCAGCAGCAGCCGCUGACGAGGACGCGCAGCUCUGCUCAUUUGUUUCUCGGCCAGCUGACGGGAACGUGUUCCAGUCUCUUUCGCCGUCUGUCGGUUAAAGUGCGUUACUUGUCGCUGUCGCUCAUCCCGGGCUCUUCGGGUUCCCGAUCGAGCUCGGCGACGGGCGGAAUCGGAUCAUCCAGGCCGUCCACUCCGCCGUCGGGUCAAAGAAAUCGGCCCCGAUCGGCCGACAGGGUCGUCGAAGAUAUCGCAGCUGGCCAAAAGGUGCGCCCUAGACGCCACACGACUACCGUCUGCACGACGAUGGACGAAUCCACCCCCGUGGCCAAUCACGGCCCUGUGAAUUGUAGCGCUGCGUUUCUCACGGAUUACCGGACGGCUAGACGUUCGCCCAGUCCCGGAUCGGACAGUGAAGCCACUCCGACGCCCAGCCCUUGCACGUUUUCCAUGCCGACAGCCACCGUUGAAGACACGGUGUACACGGCUGGCCAGCAACACCUGAGGGCCGAUGAUUACCCAACGCUGAAAGGAUCGAGCCGACGGAGGCGGCGCCACCAUCACCACCACAGCAGCAGCGGCAGCAGCGGCGGCGGCGGUGGCAAUGGGAGCCACAACAACAACAACAACAACAAUCAUCAACAUAAUCGGCAUCAGCGUCAUAACCGGAAGAGUCAGACGGAAGCAUCUACAGGUCGCGAUCGUGCCAGUCCAUUGACGAUGGAGGACGACGGUGUGGCGAUGAUGAACAGCUGCGCCACAGCAGCAGACGACGACGACGACGGCGACCACCAGUUGUUGAACGAGUCGACUGCAACACCUUUGGCACUGGACCAAUGUUUUGCUCUGGGCCUAAAUUUAACCUCUUUGGCUCCAAAGUCGUCCAAGUCGACGGAUACAUUUUUGGCCGGCGACCAACAAAACGACGACGACGACGACGAAGACGAGGAGGAGGAGGAGGAAGAAGAAGAAGAUGAAAAUGAAAACGACGUUGCCGCCGCUGCUGCUGCCGGAUCGUCUGCUUGUGAUCGCCAGUCGGAGCAAGUAGAAUGCGAGUUGUUGACCAGUCAGGAUAACACGAACGGCAGCACUGCGUCCAAUCCUUAUUUCGAUUGGUUUCUGUCGUGCAAUUUGCAAGAGGAAGACGAACAGUUGGGCGCCAACGCGUCGGUGGGCGACCGGAGGCCGUCCUUGAAAGUGUCUCACAAGUCAGUGGGGUCCGCCCGAGGAGGAGGUGGAGGAGAAGAGGAGGAAGAAGAAGAAGAAGAUUUGCAUCGGUCGCUCGAAGAUUUGCCUUACCCCAUUUUGCUGGACGAUUGGAUUUCUCCGCCUUCGCCCACUUCGCCACCGGCCGUUGCGUUGCAACACGACCAUCCGUCGGCUUCGAUGGAUCGAGAUCCGCUGACGGCGCUGCGCCAUCACUCGACCUGGUUCGAAGAUUAUGCCUAUCCGGCCUAUUCCAGCAAAUCGAGUCAGGCUGGUGGCGCUAGUAGUAGCGGCAACAGCAGCAAAUCGUCGAAUCGAUUGUCUUCGACUGGAACGCUGGCCGCCACGUCGACCGGCACCAGCCGGAUGAUGGCCGAGAAAGCGUAUCCGUACGUUUCGACGCCGGCCACACCGUCGCGGCACAGCAACACGAAAUACCAUCAGGGCACGUCGUCGUCCUCCUCCUCCUAUCACCUCGAUCCGUACGAUCUGCUCUACGACGAAGUGGCUUAUCAGGUGCCCGAUGCUGCAGGAUUGGGAGCCAAACUGGCAUCGUCUGGUGGCAAACCGUCUACGUGCACGUCGAAUAUCAUUCCGGUGCCAUUGUCGUCGUCGUCGUCUUCGACGCUGUCCAGCAAUAAUAACAGCGAACGCGGAGUUCAUCCGGGACCCGAAUCCUUUCCUGGCGUGGAGCCCGGCACGCGCGCUACCGGUUGCCAUGGAUACGGCGGCCCCGUGUCUACCAGCGCAACCGGUAGCGGCAAGGUACCGCUGCUGUCGUCGUCGUCCAACGCAGCCGUUGGCCAAUCGUCUGCUAAUUCAUCGAACGCCAUUACCCGAACGGUUAGAACGAGACGGUCCCAGCCGUUGGGCAGCCGUUGCCUCAGUUCCCGUGCCCCGUCUGUGGAGGACGACGAAGAUGGACAUCUUCUUUACCGAAAUGGCGACAUUCUCCAGAAUCGAUAUCGAGUGCAGGCCACCUUGGGCGAGGGCACCUUUGGUAAAGUGGUCAAAGUCAAAGACGUGACCAAAUCCAGGGACGAGAGCUUCGCCUUAAAGAUUAUCAAGAAUGUAGAAAAAUAUCGGGAGGCGGCCAAACUGGAGAUUAACGUGCUGGAAAAGUUGGAUCGCAAGGAUCCCGAAGGCAAAUACCUUUGCGUCAAGAUGCUGGAUUGGUUUGAUUAUCACGGCCAUAUGUGCAUCGCCUUUGAAAUGCUUGGCCUUUCCGUCUUUGAUUUCCUGAAGGACAACAAUUAUCAGCCCUAUUCGCUGGACCAGGUGCGUCAUAUUGGCUACCAGUUAUCCUACGCCGUCCGAUUCCUCCACGACAACAAGUUGACUCACACGGACUUGAAGCCCGAAAACAUUCUCUUUGUCGACUCGGAUUUUGACAUCUCCUACAACCCAAAAAAGAAAAGGGAUUACCGACGAGUGAAAAGAACGGACGUGCGUUUGAUUGAUUUUGGGAGUGCCACGUUUGACCACGAACAUCACAGCACCAUCGUCUCGACGCGUCAUUACCGCGCACCCGAAGUCAUAUUAGAAUUGGGUUGGACGCAGCCUUGCGAUGUCUGGUCGAUUGGAUGCAUCCUUUUUGAACUCUACCUGGGCGUCACUCUCUUUCAGACCCACGAUAAUCGCGAACAUCUGGCCAUGAUGGAGCGCAUUCUUGGUCCCAUUCCAUACAGGAUGGGCAGGAAGACCAAGACCAAGUAUUUCUACCACGGCCGGUUAGAUUGGGACGAGAAGAGCUCGGCCGGCCGCUAUGUUCGUGAAAACUGUAAACCACUGAAGCGCUACCAGGUGUCUGACGAGGAAGACCACGUCCUCCUUUUCGACCUGAUUCAGCGCAUGCUCGAUUACGAGCCUUCGCAGCGGCUCGCGUUGACGGAAGCCCUCAAGCAUCCGUUCUUCGACAAGAUACCGCCUCACCUUCGCCUCGGAUCCGACCGGGUCGAUCGAGAACGCAGUCAUUCACUCUCCAGAUGACUGACGAUGUCAUCCGUGUGAUGUGGAGAAAAUUUAUUUGAAAUAAUUUGCCCUUAUAAACUCCUCCCCUUUCUUUAUCCUACUCCCCCACCUCCGUCGUCUACGUCUCUCUAAAUAUUUUUUGUUUUCUGUUUUUCGGUCUGCAUUGUCUCGAGUUAAUCACUGGUAGGCUGGACAAUGGGUUGGAAUUACACAGUAAACUAAAAAAGAAAAAGGAGGAGUACGAAUGCUUAGCAAAAAAACAAAACAAAAAAUGUUAAUUCCUUUUUGGACCUUGAUUCUUCCUCCCCCCAACACACAGUUUUCUUUUCUUGUUUAGGAAACAGAAUAAUUUUUUUAAUUAUUAUUUGCAAACGCAUCGUCACUUGAAAUGGCGACGUUUGUUUCCGUGUGUGUGAUUGUGUGUGUGUGUGCAAAAGCCCUGACGAGCCAAACGCGACAAUAAAGGACAUCAUGGAAGGAUGAAGUUUGGAAAAGUUCGAAAAGAAGAAGAAAAUGGAACUCCUUGUCUUGGCUUUGUUGUGCGUAUCUCUCGUCGAUAUGCUGGGCAGGAGAGAACGCCUCCUUGACGUGGAUAUCAUGUUUCCUCCUUCACUUGCCCUCUUCCAUCCCUUCGUACAACUAAAGAAAUAGAAGAAACAUAUUGAAAUGACUACUCGUCUUUCUAUCAGAUUCUUAAUAGAUCCCGCACUUUUUGCCUCUUUUUUUUUUCCUUUUUCUCAUAUUGUUUUCUUUCCUUGCCAGUCCUUGAUUUAGUCAUGAACUGUAGCUAGUUAGAUGAUGCCACUUCCAUAAUUUUGUUUAUUUUUAUUUUGUUUUCUACCUUCGGUUCUGCGCUGGAAAGAAAAAAGAUGUUAACUGACGUUGUUUUCCUUAUUAUAAUUUUUUGUUUUUCUUUCCUCGCGUGUUUGUGUCAUCUUACAACUUCCCCAUGCUGUUUCCUCGUCGACGACUAUGAAUAAUAACUGAGCAAACAUUUGAUGAAUAAAUACAUGGAAAAUCGAAUGA